Messenger RNA from Batrachochytrium dendrobatidis JAM81, 540 nucleotides. RefSeq lists its product as uncharacterized. Gene Ontology annotation, biological process: proteolysis. Gene Ontology annotation, molecular function: aspartic-type endopeptidase activity. Lineage: Eukaryota; Fungi; Chytridiomycota; Chytridiomycetes; Rhizophydiales. The coding region runs from base 1 to 540 and encodes 179 amino acids. The record is from RefSeq and is a predicted model, not a curated record. The transcript is spliced from 4 exons.
AUGCUUUCAGAUAGUUUCAUCAAUAUAGGAAAUACUCGUGUAGUUAAAAAAUGCGGAACGGAUGGAAGGAAUGUUGCAUGGGUAGACUCACCAUCAAAUGAUCAAUUUACUAUCAACAUCAAGAGUAUACUAGUUGAUGGUGAACAGGUGGAUCUGCCUGCUGAAUUUCAGCAAGUUGUAGAGAAUGGACUCGUGGAAACUCUGGUUGCUGCUAUUCUUGAUAGUGUUGUGUUUGCUGUAAGAGUUGGUUCAAAUGAUUAUGCAGUUCUUGGUAUGUCAUUUAUGACCCGACUUAUAUUGACAUUUGAUUUACAGAAUAAACGCAUUGGAUUUGGUCCUGAAUGUGGAUGCGAAGCCGUGACUGAUGGAUAUCCUACUAUCUCGAACGGUUAUCAAGUGCUCUGGCCAUCAUCACAAUUGCCUGAACGACCAAGUACUUCAAUUCCAGAUCUCGCAUCCACUCUUAGGAGAUCAUUUUCGCGACUUGGCAAUACUCUCCGUGGUACCAAGCGGCUAAAGUUUGGUUACAAGAAAAUUUGA